AUGACAGACGUGCCAGGUGCGCAGAGGUGGAAUGGAGCUGAAGUCUGCACGCAAAUCGGCAACACCAGGGGGGGAGAGGAGCAAUUUCCAGGGCUGUGGGGUGAAGAGUUGGGUGCUGCUGCUGACUACGUAAGUAGAGAAGGAGGCAAGGAGACGGGUUGGGGAAGGCGCGGGGCGGCAGGGGCAAGCGAGGGGUCACGUGGGGCAGGCGGUGUCUCAGGGCGCCGACAAAUCCGACAAUUCCGUAACUCGGCCCAAGAACCACCAUUGACGAAAGGUGCAAAUGGACGAGUCUCUGCCGGCAGGUACUGUGCGCCUGUGCCGUAUCCACCGCCUGUCCACGUGCUGACCCCAGCCCGACCAGCCUCGCUGCGGGGCCCCAAGAUCUCCAAGGCGUGCGAGGAAUGCCGCCGGAGGAAGCAGAAAUGCAACGGCCUCAGUCCAUGUAACGUGUGCAGCAGGCGCAACACCGUCUGCUCCUACAGGUCCUUCAUCCGCCGCCGCACCGGCCGCACCCAACCCGUCCCGGCCCCGACCCCGACCCCCGGCCCGCACCUCGCCCAGGAGCCCCCCAGGCCCGAGGACCGCGACGGCACUGCCACGUCUGCCGACCGCGAGAGCAGCCAUGCCGACUCCUCGGCCUUCUCCGACGCCCCUCCGCGCUACCACAUUUACAAGAACAUCCGCGCCACCCACGUCCCCGCCGACUCGCCCUCGUGCGUGCUGCAGCUGUACUACGGCUCCUCGUCCAACUUCUCCUUCCUGCAGCACCUGCACACCCACCUGACCGCCCACGAUGCCGUCCCCCGCCCCGACACCCAUGUCGAGGAGGUCCAGAACGGCAACGAAAGCAUUGACGUUUACAAGUACCAGGGCCUGGCCUUUGGCAACACCCCCGGCCAGCGCGAGACCAACCCCAUGUUCCUGAGGCACGAGCUUGCCCGCACUUUCCUGCACAACUACCUGUCCGCCGUCCAUCCCCAUCUGCCCUUUCUGUCCACAGACCAGCUGUGCGCCAAUUUCGAGCGGCUUUAUGGAUACGGCGACGAUGCCAAGAUCGACCCCUCCGAGAGGGCCCUCGUCAUCGUCGCCAUGGCAAUAGGCGCCUGCCCCAGCCAACACGACCUGUGGCGGAAAACCCUCCUGGCUCAGGCGAGGUCCGAGGCCGAUUCUCUUCUGCAUGUCGUCAACUUGCGCGCUGUCCAAAUCGCCCUGCUCAUGAUACGUUCCCCCAUCCAAUCUUCCAAACCCCGCGCUUUGGCUGACCUCCGCGAUACGCCUAUUGUGAAUUUAUUGUCGGCAACCCGAACUCGAGUUACCUGUAUCUUGGCGGCGCCAUCCGUAAAGCAUUCGCCGCCGGCAUGCACCGAGGGAGCCCCACCAGCCGGCAGUCUCUCAGGGACUGUUCGGAACCUCAUCUGCUCCGGCCUUGGGAGACCGUCGUCGCUUUCACUGCAAGACAUUGGACUCUCCCAACCCGAGCGCCCGUCCUUUAUGUCGGCGCAGGUCACACUGUCAGAACUCAUACGCAGCGUCCAGCACUUUUACAACCAUCACGAUUCAUCCGUGAGCGCCGAUUUGAAACAUGCUCAUCGGAUUCGCAACAAGCUGCGAACUUUCGCCCAGACCGUCAAGGACGACUUCGGCUUCGCCCUCGGCUCUCACCUAGGAACAGAAAGAGAUGAAGACUUUGUCGUCCGCGCCGUCAUUUCUUACUGCAAGUGCUUGAUGCCCGUGCUGUUGCUUCUCGGCUAA
Diplodia corticola is the source of this 1755-nucleotide messenger RNA. RefSeq names its product c6 zinc finger domain protein. The transcript is spliced from 2 exons. Gene Ontology annotation, biological process: positive regulation of transcription from RNA polymerase II promoter by galactose. Bases 1 to 1755 code for a protein of 584 amino acids. Gene Ontology annotation, molecular function: RNA polymerase II cis-regulatory region sequence-specific DNA binding; DNA-binding transcription factor activity, RNA polymerase II-specific; zinc ion binding. Lineage: Eukaryota; Fungi; Ascomycota; Dothideomycetes; Botryosphaeriales; Botryosphaeriaceae. The record is from RefSeq and is a predicted model, not a curated record. Gene Ontology annotation, cellular component: nucleus.